Messenger RNA from Dacryopinax primogenitus, 1109 nucleotides. RefSeq lists its product as uncharacterized. Bases 275 to 1021 code for a protein of 248 amino acids. Gene Ontology annotation, cellular component: ubiquitin ligase complex; cytoplasm. Gene Ontology annotation, molecular function: ubiquitin protein ligase activity; zinc ion binding; ubiquitin conjugating enzyme binding. Lineage: Eukaryota; Fungi; Basidiomycota; Dacrymycetes; Dacrymycetales; Dacrymycetaceae. The transcript is spliced from 4 exons. Gene Ontology annotation, biological process: protein polyubiquitination; ubiquitin-dependent protein catabolic process; positive regulation of proteasomal ubiquitin-dependent protein catabolic process. The record is from RefSeq and is a predicted model, not a curated record.
CCGUUUCUCCUGCUCACGAUGUAUAGCAGGGAACACAGCCGAGCUGUGGGCUUAUUCCCCCUCAACCCUCCCAGAAGGCGCCGUUUGGUGUCUUUCGCGAGAAGACUACGAGCAGCAAGCAGAAGCGCUUGGAUUCCCCCCACUGGCGACUCCCUUGCCUGUGAGGAAUUGGAGUUGCGCGAUCUGUUGCCAGAGUCAAAGAACACCUUUCCCACGCAUCACGAGCAAGUGCAGACACGAGCAAGGGGUUUGCCUGGAAUGCCUUAGGCGAUAUAUGGAGUUCCAGACGGAGAGGAUGGAAGUGCGCUGUCCGAUUACGAGUUGUGGGAAUGUGCUGGAGUUCGAGGACGUAAAGAGGUGUGCAGAGAAGAGCGUGUUUGAACGAUACGACAAAUUCCUUUUGAAUAGGCAUCUAGCCACGGAAGAGGAAUUUGUCUGGUGUCAUGAUCCCAAAUGCGGGUCGGGAUACUUCAUCCCCAGUUCUCGUUCCUCACCGUCACCGUCCACUACCACCUCACCCUCGUCCAUAAUAACGAUCUCUAUUUCCGCGCCUGCUUCUACACCGCCCACGUCUAUCGCGUCCCCCAAGUCCUCGCCACCCUCAACAUCACCCACCCAAUGCCCGCUCAUCCACUGCCCCACCUGCCAGUCGCCUACGUGUGCGCACCACCUCCGGCCAUGGCACUCCAACAUGACCUGUGCACAAUACGACCGCCAACAGCUGGGUCUAGGUCCGCUUGGCGUGCUAGGGAAGCAAUGGAGACAGGGUACGAAAACGGGAUGGUGGAUAAAACGGAAGACCAAGCCGUGUCCUGGAUGUGGAAUUAAAAUCGAGCGGUCAGAGGGAUGCGACCAUAUCACUUGCUACCCACCCGCUGGUUGCGGUUAUCACUUUUGCUGGCGCUGCUCUGCCAACUACACGCUCAUAUUUCAGGUGGGAAACCACGCGCAUAAGCGCUUUUGCAGGCACUGGAGGUCCGAGCGCGGAUCUGGUUGGAGGCUUUGGAGAGGCAGAAACUGAGCUCUCGACCAAGCCUGAUUCACCCGAUCUUCCGUUAUGUGGUAAGCUAUUUGAUUGAAGAAAACUCCCGGCUGUUUUCAUUGUAUCU